AUGGGCCUGCUACACGCAGUACGGGGCCUGCUGGUUCAGUACGGGACACCCCCGUACUCACUGGAAACUCUUCUUCAACCUUCUUCCGAGCAUCCACACCUCAUCGUGCAACCAGAAAUAGCUCCAAAAAUACUGAAAAUCACUCAAAAACUCAUCAAAGCACGAGUUGGGAUCGAUUGCUCUGAUGAAUGGUGGGAGAGAAAAAUCAAGGAGAAGCUCGAAGCGAAGAAGUUUCGUAAUAAGGCAAUACAUCCCUCUAUUGAAGAAGAAUGGGAUCGUCUAUUUGGAGACACAAUUGCUACUGGAUCAGCUUGUGUAGCGCCUUCCGCCACUCAUGAAUCUUUGAACAAUAAAGAGCCUGUGAACAUAGAUGAUGAUGAAGACAAUGAGGAGGAUGUGAAUUUAGUGGAUGGAAAUGAUACUUAUUCAACAUAUUCUCAGUACACUUCUCGGUUAGAAGGCUUGGAACAGGAAGAGAAUGGUUUUUGGAAUGAUUUCGUGGCUACAGUGAAUGGUAAUGAUCCGAGUCAGCCACCAAUUCGGGCCAGCUCAACUCCUAAUAUUGUCUCUAAAGGUACUCAAUCAAGUAAAUCGACCUCAAUGUCCACUAAAACCAAAGAAUUGAAGCGCAAAAGGAGACAAUCCGGUGGAUCUGUAAUGAUUAAACAUCACUUAGAUCAAGUAAAUGAAUUUCAUUCUAAUGUUCUUGGAUUGCUUAAACAUGGUACGCCCAAAGAUAGUGAGAAUUCAAAUGGAGCAAGUGUACAAUCAGUAAUUGAUACUAUGAACGAUUUGGCAACUAAUGGUGGGAUGGAUGAGGGUGGUGAACUAUGGUGCCAUUCGAUUUGUGUGCUUCGGGAUUCCGUGAAUAGAGAAAUGUUUCUAAAGAUGGACAAUGAUAGUGCUAGGCUUUCUUGGUUGAAGUUUAUGCAUGCCAAGAACAUUUUUUAAAUUUUAGAAAUAGUCAUUCGUACUGGUGAAUUGGUUUUAUCUUAUAUAUGCUUCUAGUUUUAUUACAAAUAUAAUUUUUUAGACAUUUUAUAGCUUAUGUGUUUUUUGGACACUUUAUGUGAAUUUAGCAAUAUUAAUUUUAUUUGGC
Molecule: messenger RNA, 1099 nt
Organism: Striga asiatica
Lineage: Eukaryota; Viridiplantae; Streptophyta; Magnoliopsida; Lamiales; Orobanchaceae
Source: the annotation of a GenBank genome assembly